GCGUCCCGUCGGCUUAGUUUGUUCCGCUACAGGCUCUGGUCUGGCCGCUGCUCCUAGUUUCCGUCCCGCUCCCGGUUUUGGUCCCGAUCCGUCCUGCCGCCAUGCCGUUCUUGGGGCAGGACUGGCGCUCUCCUGGGCAGAGCUGGGUAAAGACGGCAGACGGCUGGACGCGGUUCCUUGAUGAGAAGAGCGGCGGCUACGUGGGCGAUAUCAGCAGCUUUCGUAAGAAGGAUGAUCACAACAAAGAGAAUCUCUUCAACAGCCUGAACUAUGAUGUUGCUGCCAAGAAGAGAAAAAAAGACCUGCUGAAUAACAAAGCCAAGAUCCAAUAUUUCCAUCAGGAGAAGUGGAUCUAUGUUCACAAGGGGAGCACAAAAGAGCGCCAUGGUUACUGCACCUUGGGAGAAGCCUUCAACCGACUUGACUUCUCCAGUGCUAUCCUGGACUCCAGGAGAUUCAACUAUGUUGUGAGGCUGUUGGAGCUGAUAGCAAAGUCGCAGCUGACGUCACUGAGUGGCAUUGCCCAGAAAAACUACAUGAAUAUUUUGGAAAAAGUGGUACAAAAAGUCCUUGAAGAUCAGCAGAACAUCAGGUUAAUACGGGAAUUGCUGCAGACCCUCUAUACGUCCCUCUGCACCUUAGUUCAGCGGGUUGGCAAGUCUGUCUUGGUUGGAAACAUCAACAUGUGGGUGCACCGGAUGGAGAGUAUUCUCCACUGGCAGCAGCAGCUGAACAACAUUCAGAUCACCAGGCCUGCUUUCAAAGGAACCACUUUCACAGACCUGCCAUUGUGUUUGCAAUUGAACAUCAUGCAGCGACUGAGUGAUGGGAGGGACUUGGUUAGCCUCGGUCAGGUAGCUCCUGAUCUGCAAGUGCUCAGUGAAGACCGGCUGCUGUGGAAGAAACUGUGCCAGUACCACUUCACAGACAGACAGAUUCGCAAACGGCUAAUCUUAUCAGACAAGGGGCAGCUGGAUUGGAAGAAGAUGUAUUUCAAGCUCAUAAGGUGUUACCCACGGAAGGAGCAGUAUGGUGACACACUGCAGCUGUGCAGGCACUGCCACAUUCUCUCCUGGAAGGGUACUGAUCACCCUUGCACAGCCAACAACCCGGAGACUUGCUCCACCUCCCUUUCGCCGCAAGACUUUAUCAACUUGUUCAGGUUCUGAACUCUGGUCACGGCAGCUUGUGCGAUUCUUACAGGACACUUUAUGCCACUGAGCUUGGACACUCCAUCUGUAAAUAGUGUAAAUAUUCAUGUCUGUUUGAAGCUCCUGAGUCAAGGAACAAGAGGAUCUUGGAGAUGGAAGGUGAAAUCGCUCACUGAUGCACGGCACUUAAGGAAUACAGACUUCCAUAGAACUGGUGUAUAAAUGCAGCACGUUGUACAGAGUCCCUUUUUUAUGAUCAGAGUACAAGAUACAGGGCAAAAAAAACCCCAUUCUUUUUUAAUUUUACUUUUAGAAGUUAAAAAAUCAUUUGUCCCAUAACCAUUUAAGAACUCUUUUGGUUUGUCUCUAAUAAGAGAGCAAUAUGAGGCUAGGACUGUUGAGCUGUGUCUCCAUCUGGUUUUAUUUAGCCUACAUAUUUAUAAAUACAACAUUUUAAAAUAUUUAUGAAAAGAAAAAAAAAUCCCUGUGACAAGUUUAAUAAGACUUCUGGUUUUCAAAUGGGCACAUUCUGAAGUAGUUAGGAUAGAACUCCAGCCUACUUGCGAGAGAGAAUCGCAAGCUACCACUUUCUACCUCUGAUAGAUUGAGUACCUUGCAAACAAAAAUCUGGUGUACAGUGUGAAAUUUUGUAUUUUGUACAAUGAUUUAAAGGGAGAUGUUUGUGACAGUAAGCAUCUUUUUUUGUAUUAAUGCUUACCUCUUUACAUUAGUUUUCUUGCUCUACUCAGUGCUUGAAUUGCCUAGAUGAUAGGCACCAUAUAAAUACCUAAGACUUCACUCCAUCCUCUUGAUUUCUUGGGUUUAUGAAAGACUUUAGCAAAAGGGAAAAUGGAAGCCACAAGGAUAAAGAUUAUUUCAAAGGGAGAAAGUUCUAUGAUAGAGAAAUAAAAGACUGGAUUGAAUCUCACAAUGUAAAUUUGUCUCAACUCCACUAGGUUACUUGCACUGGUUGAAAUACCAAGCGAGGUUAGCAUCUGGUUCUUUGUGAUUUCCAACAUCUACACUGCUCUGUAUUCCUACUGCUGUCAAGUGAAUUCAGUCAUCUUGGAGCUGAUAAAAUACAGGGAGAUGUGGGCCAUUGAGUCCGGUGGAAUGAUGCGUGCGGUUUUUAUUUGCUAGCAGAUUGGUAUCAUGUUUAAUUUCAGAUUACUGGAUCUUAGGGUGGCAAGUGAGACAGCAUGAAGAAAUGGGUCCUUGGUUUACUAAAAACAGCAGUUGGGACUGGCAUAAGCAAGAGAUUUCUGACAUGGCACUUGACAUAUUUAGUUAUUUCUCUCUGCCUGUGGCUAGGACCCAGUCUAGUCCCUUCUGCUUCCAGUGCUGAGCUUCUAACGCUAGCUUGGAUCUAAAUUUUUAGUCCUGUAGAGUGAGUGGCCAAGAUAACUACACUGUGACUGUAACCUGGCUCACUGUCUCCUCUACAUACAAUGCUUAACUUUUCCCUACAGUGGAGCUGGAAGAAUCCAGUUUAUGUACAAUAAUUUGAAAACCUGCAGUGGAAAGUUUCUUGCCAUUUGCUGGUAGGUUCUUGUGUAUAGCACUCUCUCUGCAGGUGAUUAAACAGGAUACCUCUGAAGGGCAGAUGUUUAGUGGGUUGUGUGUGACUAUCUACAAAGAAUUGAGGAAGAGGAGUACUCAGGACAAUUCAGGAAGAACUACUUGAGUUAAUUUUUGAUAAAUAUUCUGUUCCUUUUAUAAGUUUUUAUAACUGACUUUCAACACUCUUUGCAGCUGUUUAUAUUUUUAAACAAUUGACAGUAUUUGCAUUUUUGCAAACUAAAUCAUUUUGCAUACUCAUGGAAGAGACACAAAGGGAAAAAAAGCUGCCUCUAGAUGGAACAGUGGGGAGGGAGUAGGAAAACCAGGAAAAUGCUGACAAGAAAUGCCUUUAUGCCUUCCAACAGCAAAUGCAAGCUUUUACUCUUCCAGAGAGCUCUGUGAGCCUGUGCCACCAUUAGCCAUGGCCCAGAGCUUGGCACUGUCCAGAGAGGAAGAGAAAAUAACGUGGGAUAGGGAGCUUUAUCUUGGUGUGGAUGCCUCAUCCAUCAGUUUGACUCCUGGCAGAAAGCAUGUGCUGCCUGAUAAUAUUCAUGCCAACUGAAAGUGAUUUAAAAGCUGUUACCUUGGAAAAAUGUAUUUAUGCUUGUCUAGGGGGGAUGUUUGUGAGUGAAGGAGGCCAGUUUGCUGCUGUUCCUACACUGGCAGGGGGUAGGUGAGGCUGAAAUCUGAUUUGGUGAAUGAGGACAUGAAGGACAGAUGCCUGCAAGUGAAGAGAGUGAAGCAUUGGUGCUGUAUUUGGGUAUUAUAGCUCUUUUUUUCUAGUGGUGAGAAGACCUGUUCCUCUUGGUAUCUUCUGAUGCCUGUUUUUAGCUCUGACUUGGGGCUGGUGUGUUUCAUAGUCUUGCCUUUGGUUCCUGUAGUGAACCAACCCAUUGUGAUGGGGAGGCAUGAGUAUUUUGGUAUGAAAUGCUAGGGAGUUCUGCCUAGUCUGAGUCUGUGCUUACCAGGUGUCACUUAUCCACUGUGAGAUUGUGACACUGGGUGAAUUUUAAAUUCAGGUUUGACUCUGGCCUAGUGCAUUCCCUGCACAGCAAGACAAAAUCCCAGCUUUUAGCUGCAGUUCAGGAAUCUCAGCUCCAGCCAGUGCCUCCAUCAGCCUUUCACUGGUCUUGCAUUUGUCUUUUGCUCAGAGACCAUGAGUCAUGCUGACAACAAACAAUGUGCAGCUGAGGCUCCUGUUUGUAAAGCUGACUUCAGUUGGUGGUUUUUAGCACUGUGUAAUCUUAAAGGAUCAAAGUGCUGAAGAUGAUUUAUUAAUACAUAUGGGCACUUCACUUGCUCAUGUGAGGUCCUGAGAUAUUGUUGUCAGUAUCCAGACCAGAAAACCAAACAACUGUCCUGGUGAAGAACAAAAUAGGCUAAAUUUAAAAGAAACUGAGUAAGAGUCAUUCAGUUACUGCCUCAGUCAUUACCCUCCUGCCACAGUAACUGUCAAGAAAGACCUUGAUCUCUUUUGGGAGACUCCUUGUUUCUCAAGUGGCUGGUACAUGGAGAUGAGACAUUGUGAGUUCAGUGCUCUUGUAUUUAAAGCUAAGUGUUGCUGCAUCCGAGUACAUUAGUCUAACCAUUUACAAAGAGAUUGGUAUUUUAGUGAUGCAUCAGUUUGGCAGAGGAUGGCAGAGUAACAAAACUGACAGUGGUAACAGGGGCUUCCAGGCAGAGUGGUUUAAGACUUCUCAUGCAAAAAAGACCUCUGUCUUAAGACAGUUGUAACAAAGCUGUUGGGAAGGCAGACUCUUGAUUGUUCUGGAAAUGGAAUGUUCUUUUCAAAUAUUGCAUCUUCCACUUGGCUGAUGCAUUCUCAUUAGAUGUGCAUCAGUUCUUACACUAGGAAAGGGCUUUCUUCUCUUGGGGAGUUUCUCCUGCCAGCAUAACCAGAGAAGUCUCAAUAUCUUCAGAAGAUGUGUUAACUAGUGCAACAGUGUAGAAUGUGGUACUGUGGAGAGGAAAAAAUAGAGCCAUGCACGGGAAGAGGCUUAGGAAGGAAGAUACCCCAGAGAUGUUCCAGCUUUGUAGAAGAGGCAAGUAUUUGGAAUUCAUUUUAAUAUGAUGGCCACUUGAAGAGGCGUCAUUUCAGCUGUACAUACCUUAAAGCUGUUUGUACUGAUUAUGAUAUGGUAGAGUUUGGUCAUAAAAUGAGUGCACCUCCUCUUACAUUGUUUGGGUUUCUUUUUUUAUUUGUAGGAUUUUCUAGAUCCUUUUAUUUUGUAAAGUGAUUAGGAAAACUUAUUUUGCUCUGAUGAUAGUGCUUAGUAUGUGAACAUUUAAUUGCACCCUGCCACUUUCUGUAUAUGGGAAUAUCAGUUUUACUAUUUUCCUUUGCCCUCAGGUAUUGAAAUGCUUUGUGGUCUCAUUUCUGUUUGACUUAAAUUACUCUUACAAAGCUGUUACCUUCUAGAACAUAUGCAGGUACUAAAGCAGCUUUCCCUGCCCAGAAAAUUUCUCAAUAGUUAGAAUUUGAUUUAGAGCAGGAACACUUCAAAUUCUGCUAUGUAGAUAAUAAAUCAGACAUUGUCUCCUGCUCGAUACAGCAAACCAGCAUUAUCCUCUGCGGUUAUUCUUGCAAACCUGUUGCACAGCUUCCCAUAGAUCAGCAUCUUGCCAAAAAGACAUAGCUUUAAAUUAAAAUGCCACUCUUCCUAGCUGGCCUGUUUGCAGAAACAUAGACCCUGUGGAGCUGAUGGCUGAUCAGACUGAUAAAGAUGUCCUCUUGCAAGGUUUGGGGCUCUGGUGUUCUGCUUGUGCUACUUUCAUCAAAUCAUUGUUCAUAAUGAUGCUUGCUAAAGGCUCUGAGGAUGUGGACAACCAUCCACACAGCUGUCAGCAUAUGGCUGUUGGGUAGUGGCUCUUUACUGGUGCCCAAUUUUUAUCCCAUGUCUUCCUUCAGUGAUAUUUUUUGUUGGUAGUAAAUUUGGUCUGCAGAUCUGGCCCUAGGGUGAACAAAGCCUUGCUGCAUGCAGCUUCUACUGAACACCAGAGAUUUUCCCCCUCCACUGUCCAAGUGUUCCUGCCCUUCCUGGGUGGAACCUCUAUUUCUUUAGCCAUAGUGGACUGCACAGAAUGCUAACAGGUCUGCUAGCAAGAGAACAUUUUCAAUUGAGAUGGCAAAUGGGCUCAUCUUUAGGAAUUAAUUUACAGUGAUUAUAACUAUUUACUUACAUGUAAGAGAGCGUGUGUUCUUUUUUUUUUGUUUUCUUAAAGCUGUAACUAGAGAUGAAGUGAAAGGCAACCAUAUAUAAUAAGACUUCUGUUUAAUAUUGUGUGGUUAAACUCCUUCCAUUAUAAAUUUGCACACUUUUAUUUUUUUCUUCUACCCUUGCAUGUUCAACUCUGAUUUUUAGAGCUGUUCUGUGCAGACAGUCAUGUAUUUUUGUAAAGCAUUUUGACACUGAAUUGCAAUAAAUGUUCAAACAAUGUGAACCAAA
Pogoniulus pusillus (Red-fronted tinkerbird) is the source of this 6157-nucleotide messenger RNA. It is a transcript of the gene FBXO32, whose product is annotated as F-box protein 32. Gene Ontology annotation, cellular component: SCF ubiquitin ligase complex; nucleus; cytoplasm. The record is from RefSeq and is a predicted model, not a curated record. Bases 102 to 1169 code for a protein of 355 amino acids. Gene Ontology annotation, molecular function: protein binding. The transcript has 9 exons. Lineage: Eukaryota; Metazoa; Chordata; Aves; Piciformes; Lybiidae. Gene Ontology annotation, biological process: protein ubiquitination.